Molecule: messenger RNA, 2640 nt
Organism: Mytilus californianus (California mussel)
Lineage: Eukaryota; Metazoa; Mollusca; Bivalvia; Mytilida; Mytilidae
Product: sodium-coupled monocarboxylate transporter 1-like
Exons: 15
Coding region: 131-2116 (661 amino acids)
Biological process (GO): transmembrane transport; sodium ion transport
Cellular component (GO): membrane
Molecular function (GO): symporter activity
Source: RefSeq, a predicted model, not a curated record
UUGACAGCUGUCUAGGCUGAUACGAAGGAAAUAUAGAAUUAUGUUACAAGGCAAAACAAAAUAACAUGUAAACUGUGACAAUUUAAUUUAUACUUUUUUUGGAAUUUAGAUUGUAUUCAAUACGGGUAAAAUGACUGUGUUAAAUUCAAGUUACGCGUCUUGCAGAAAAGUCUGUGAAUUGUGUCCUGGAGAACAAAUUGGAUCAUUUGUAGCAGUGGAUUAUGUCUUGUUUGCUGCUGUUUUGGUUAUUUCCGCCCUUAUUGGAGUGUAUUAUGUGGUGAAGGAGUACCUAGCAGCACGGACCGCAACAUCGGAAGAUGUCCUCAUGGGAGGUCGUGACAUUGGGAUAUUUCCAAUUGCUAUGUCAUUGAUGGCUAGCUUUAUGUCUGCUAUUACAGUUCUAGGAACACCAACAGAAAUGUAUAAUAACAAUACAAGUUAUUGGAUUGCAGGACUUUCUAUGAUAAUUACAGUGAUAGUCACAAAUCAUGUAUUUCUUCCAUUUUUCCAUGAUCUGAGUCUGACUAGCGCUUAUGAAUAUUUAGAGAAGCGUUUCAACAGAGCUGUACGAGUGUGUGCGUCCCUUUUAUUUAUGCUAAAUAUGCUUUUGUAUAUGGGUGUUGUUUUGUAUGCACCAUCAUUAGCUUUGAAUCAAGUUACGGGUCUUAAAUUAGAAUUAUCAAUAGUGUGCAUUGGAUUAGUAUGUACGUUUUAUACAGCACUGGGAGGACUUAGAGCGGUAGUUUGGACAGAUACAUUCCAGACAUUUGUGGUCAUGGCAGGUUUGAUAGCCAUUAUUGUUGUGGGUUCAAGAGAUCUUGGGGGUUUUGGAGAAUUAUGGGAUAUAGCAAACAAAGGUGGCAGGAUCCAAUUUAUAGACUGGAAUCCUGAUCCAACAACUCGACAUUCCAUAUGGGCACUUAUUAUUGGCUCAUUUUUUGGCCAACUGACAAUUUAUGCAGCCAAUCAAACAAUGAUUCAAAGAUAUUUGGCAAUAAAAGAAAUAAAGAACUCACAGAAAGCUCUAUAUUUAAGUUUGCCUCUGACACUAAUUCUAUCAACCGUUGUCUGUCUCGUUGGUUUAGUUAUAUACGCUACAUACCACGACUGCGAUCCUUAUUUGUUGGAUAUGGUACAUGCCAGGGAUCAGUUGCUGCCGUUUUUAGUGAUGGAUAAAUUAACCUUUUUACCCGGAUUGCCAGGAUUGUUUGUAGCCUGCUUGUUCAGUGCAUCACUAAGUUCAAUAUCAUCCGGAUUAAAUGCGUUAGCAAUUGUAAUAUUAGAAGACGUUUUAAAAUUAUGGUGGGAUUACAGAGGUAAUGCUCCAUCACCUUUGUGGCAAGGAAGAAUAGCUAAACUAUUAGGACUGUUUGCUGGAGGGUUGGUAAUUGGUAUUGCAUUUUUGUCACAGUUUUUAGGACAAACAGUUUUACAGAUUAUGUUAAGUAUUUUUGGAAUGGUAGGAGGACCUCUGCUUGGAUUAUUUAUCAGUGGAAUUUUCUUCCCUUUUAUCAAUUCAACGGGAGCUUUAUGCGGUUUGAUUACAAGCGCUGUGAUGGCCUUCUGGGUAGGUGUAGGUGGCACAGUGUUACUUCCUGUUCCCGAAGUGAUGCAUGUUAGUACUGAAAUGUGUAGUAUUAUUCAGAAAAAUUGUUCUUCGUCCACAAAUUCGUCCAUAUCAGCUACUAUAUCAUCAACGAUAGCAACUACCACACAAGCCACACUUUCCAGCGAAAACGAUUUAUGGAUUUAUCAUUUAUCUUAUCUAUGGUAUGGUUUAUUCGCCACAUUAAUUAGCAUAAUUGUCGGAAUACUGGUGACUUUUAUCACUUCUUGUUGUCUUGGUUUUAAUGAACCGGAAGACGUUGAUGCUAAUCUUAUACACAGACUCGUGGACAGAGUUUGUUGCUUUCUACCUGUUGCCUGUCAGAGAGUUCACAGAAUGGAAAAAUAUAAAGAUGACUUUGAAUUAGCAACUGUUAAUGGUGCCAUGAAUCACGGAUUUGAGUCUUCAGAAACAAAAAGUGACGACUUUGGAGAAAGAAAACUUGGAGGAGUUAUUUAUAGAAACGGACAGUCAAAUAUGAAAUCGAAUGAAAACUUCACAAAAUUAUGAUAAAAUUGUCUAAAGCUUAAUAGACAUUGUGGACUGCAAAACAAGUCGAGCUACGAUUCUAUUGUUCAGUUAUUUUUACGGUCGAAUAAACCUAUGUAUAACCUUUAAGGAUAAUAAUGGUUAACCCAGCAUAUGAAAUUUAUGCUGACAUAAGAUAUCUAAUCUAAAGUAAUAUUAAUAUAUCGGAAUACAGGUGACUUUUCUUUUGCAUUUAUGAAUGUUGAUUAAAUCUUAUAAUAUUUAGUGAUAAUGACAACACCUUUUUUUACAAUGCAAACACAUUUUGUUUUAUACUCAGAACAUUCGUUAGAAAAUAUUUUGUUGAAAUAUAUGAUAUGCUUGAUUAUGCAAAAUGUUAAAUAAUAUUUCAGAUCCUUUUUUAGGCAGUGAACAUAUAUAUAUAUAUAGAUAUGAUGUCAAAUCAUGCAAAUAUUGUCUUUCAAUUAUAUGUUUGCUAUCUGUCAAUGUAAGAUGUAUAAAUUAUGUUUUAAAAUCAUAAAAUAUAGUGACAUGAUUGUAAUGCA